Engraulis encrasicolus (European anchovy) is the source of this 916-nucleotide messenger RNA. RefSeq names its product lens intrinsic membrane protein 2.3 (gene lim2.3). The coding region runs from base 1 to 522 and encodes 173 amino acids. The transcript has 4 exons. Gene Ontology annotation, molecular function: structural constituent of eye lens. The record is from RefSeq and is a predicted model, not a curated record. NCBI's taxonomy places the organism in Eukaryota, Metazoa, Chordata, Actinopteri, Clupeiformes, Engraulidae. Gene Ontology annotation, cellular component: plasma membrane.
AUGUACAGCUUCAUGGGCGGAGGGUUGUUCUGCGCCGGCAUAUCCAACAUCCUGUUGGUGGUCUCCACGGCGACAGAUUACUGGAUGCAGUACCGCCACUCCAACAACUACAUGCACCAGGGCCUGUGGAGGUACUGCAUGCCAGGCAAGUGCAUGUACCACACAGACAGCAUAGCCUAUUGGGACGCCACUAGGGCCUUCAUGAUCCUGUCCAUCUUGGCCUGCUUCUUUGGCCUCUGCAUCGGCGUCAUGGCUUUCAUACACUAUUCCUCCUUCGAUGGCUUCGACAAGACCUUUGCCUCGGGGAUACUCUUCUUCAUGUCCUGCUUCUUCGUUCUGCUGGCGAUGGCGGUGUACACAGGUGUGACCGUCAACUACUACGGGAAACGCUAUGGCAACUGGCGCUUCUCCUGGUCCUACAUCAUGGGCUGGGUGUCAGUGGUCCUCACCUUCUUCUCAGGUAUCUUCUACAUGUGUGCCUACCGCAUGCACGAGUGCCCCCACCACUCCAGUUCGCGCUAGAGACCCUGCCCUCCGCUACGGCCCAGCAAAUUCACAUCUCACUCCCCUCCUCCCCUUCUGGAAAGUUCCACACUGUCAAACAUUUCAGGCAGUUAAACGUAAAAAGGUUAAGUUGCCCUGCUGCCUUAAGUUUGUAAGUUAUGUAACUCAAACUCGAGGCUUAACUCAAUUCGAGGCUUUCUCGAGUUGAGUUAACUCACAAACCUAAGGCAGCAGGGCAACUUAGUUUUUUUUAAACGUUUAACUGGCUGCGAUGUUUUACAGCGCAGUGUGAAGCCACCGAGAGACCACUGGAAAUUUCACACUGGAACUCUCCAGGCUGCUGCCAUUUACUAUGAACUACCUACGCUAUGCUAUUAAUCAGAAACUAAUAAAAACAAAGAUAUUUCAUUCA